Lethenteron reissneri (Far Eastern brook lamprey) is the source of this 4191-nucleotide messenger RNA. Its product is annotated as epsin-1-like. Gene Ontology annotation, biological process: endocytosis. The record is from RefSeq and is a predicted model, not a curated record. Lineage: Eukaryota; Metazoa; Chordata; Hyperoartia; Petromyzontiformes; Petromyzontidae. Gene Ontology annotation, molecular function: phospholipid binding; clathrin binding. Gene Ontology annotation, cellular component: endosome; clathrin vesicle coat; plasma membrane.
UUUGACAUUUUAUACAAAUGCCAAUUAAAGUUGCCGUGAAGCUAAAUGUACGCCUAUUAAAGCAAUCUUACUUAUUCGUAGGUGUUGCUUUAAUUCGCGUGGGAAGGCGGGCACAAUUUGACAACGCCGGCGUGCUGAGUUGAUGUCGUCCCCCCCCCCCUCUGCCUGGACGGGAGUUAGCUCAGCCCCGCCAUUUUCCGCGGGGCCAAGGGGGGACGUGGGGACGCGGCUCGGCCCGGCUCACUCAGCCUGCGGGGCCCGAGCGGGUCGCACGGCAUGCGGGGAAAGAGAUGUCCAUCCGUCUCUGGAGGAGCCUCAAAGGUCACGUCCUUCUAGGCUGGUCACGUGGCCUCCAGAGGAGGACCUCCUGACAGCCUCUUCGCUCAACAUCGCGCACGCUUGAAAAACCCCAGUUGUCUUCAUCCUUUCAGUGUGGAUUGCAUUCAUCUGCCAGCCAGCAGACGGGGAGAGAGGACGGACAGACUGGUGAACAAGUGAACUACCUGGCUGACAGACUGACUGUCCGAUUGACAGACACCACCGCGGCCAUGGCGACCUCGUCGAUGCGGCGACAGAUGAAGAACAUCGUGAACAAGUACUCGGAGGCGGAGGUGAAGGUGCGCGAGGCAACGUCCAACGACGCGUGGGGGCCCUCGACGUCGCUCAUGUCCGAGAUCGCCGACCUGAGCUACAAUGUGAUCGCCUUCCCCGAGAUCAUGUCCAUGGUGUGGAAACGGCUUAACGACCACGGCAAGAACUGGCGCCACGUCUACAAGGCGCUCACGCUGCUCGACUACCUGGUGAAGACAGGCUCGGAGCGCGUGGCCCAGCAGUGCCGCGAGAACAUCUUCGCCAUCCAGACGCUCAAGGACUUCCAGUAUGUAGACCGCGACGGCAAGGACCAGGGUGUGAACGUGCGCGAGCGCGCCAAGCAUCUCGUCGGCUUGCUCAAGGACGACGAUCGGUUGAGGUCGGAGCGAGACCAAGCGCUCAAGACCAAGGAGCGGCUCGCGCAGUCGGUGAUGGGGAUCGGCAGCGGCGGCGAGCGCGUGACGGCGCACAACGGCGCGCACGCUCACCCGCACGUGCCGGCUCAGCCGCACCUCGCCCACGGCGCACCACAGCCUCACCUCGCUCACACGACCCGCUCGCGCCCCGGCAGCCACACCGUGGGUGGCACCCUGAUGUCGCCCCCUCCGCCCGACCUGGACCAAGUGCGGCCCAGGAACACGGGCGAGGAGGAGCUGCAGCUGCAGCUGGCGCUGGCCAUGAGCAAGGAGGAGGCCGAGCAGGUGGCGGCCGUGGGGAGAGAGGAGGCGACACAGCCCUCCUCCGACACAGAGGAGGAGGUGCAGCUGAUGCUGGCGCUGUCCCUGAGCCAGGAGCAACACCAGAAGGAGGAGAGGAUGAGGAGGGGCGAUGAUCUGCGUCUCCAGAUGGCUCUGGAAGAGAGUCGCAAGGACUCGGUGUCUCCCACCUCGCAGCACAACGGGCAGUCGCAGUCGCAGUCCCACUCCUCGCUGCUGGACCUGGCCGACGUGUUCGCGCCGGCGCCCACCCAGCCCGGCUGGCAAGGGGCCCCGGCUCCUCUUGCCCACCACGGGGGGGACGCCUGGGGUGGGCCCCUGCCCCCCUCCUCCGCGCACCCCCACGGGGGGGACGCCUGGGGGGAAGCGAGCGCGGGUGGCGCGUGGGGGGCGCCCCACCCCGCGGCGGGGCCACCGGCGCUCGGUGGGGGGCCCUGGGGGGUCGCCGGCGGCGGCGUUCCCCUCCCCGGCACCCUGGCCGCCCAGGCGCGCUGGCAGCAGCCGCCGGCGGCGGCGGCGAGCAUAGCGAGCGCGCCAUCGCAGGAUGCCUGGGGCAGCUCCGUCACCGCGGGGGCUUCCGCCCGUUCCUGGCAGCCUCCGGGUCCCCUGCCCCUGACCUCCGUCGCCACCACCAGCGCAUGGGGCCCGGUCUCCAAAUCGCCCUCCGACCCUUGGUCAGCCUUCCCAGAAUCUCCCGCUUCCCCUCCGCUCCCGGCAUACUCGACGAGCCCUCCACCCAUCCCGGCAGCGUCCGCCGACCCCUGGGCUCCGCUGGACGGAAGGGCCAAGUCCGCCGCCACCUCCGCGUCCUCCGCUGCCUUCGACCCGUUCGGUCAGACGGAGGCGCCCUACCGGGAGGAGCCGGAAGGCUUCGGCAGGAGCGGCCCCACCGCACCCAUCAACACCUCCGCGGGUGAGCUCAGCAUGCUGAGCGGAAGCUCCACGGGGGGCGGGGCGCACAUCAGCCGGGGCUCCAGCCCAGACGCGUUUGAGCUGUCGAGCGUCGCCAGGUCCCUGCCCUCGGCGCCGGCCCCGACGCUGCCGCUCCCGCAGGCCCUGCCCAACCCCAGCCGCAAGACGCCCGAGUCCUUCCUGGGGCCGGCCGCCUCGCUCGUCGACUUGGACGCGCUGGUUGGCAGGCCAACGGUCCACCAGCCACCUGCCGGGGCCGCCACUGCGCAACCGGCGUCCAAAAACCCCUUCCUAUCCCUAGACGCGUGCCAGGGGUCGCAGCCGACCAACCCCUUCCAGGUGAUGAACCACUUCACGGACGGGUCCGUCCCCCACUACACCGACGGGCAUGGCCCCCACUUCGCCGAGGCACCCGGCGCCCCCUUCUCCAAUGGCCUCGUGAUGGCACCUGCCCCUGCGCUGGCCACUUCGGUCGGCUUCUCAGCCGCCGGCGGCCCCUUCGGGGAUUUCUCUUCAGGGCCACCCGCACAGCACCUAAUGGUGGCGCCCACUCAGCCAAAAUUCACCACCAACCCCUUCCUCAUGUGAGGGCCCACGGUGCCCAUGGAUUGACUUGCGCGGCGGCUCGAAGGGAUUUCGGUUUCGUCGUUUCUGUUUGGUGGGGUGAAGGAGGCGGGGAAGGGAAGCUGUGUUUGGGCAAAUGAGGGACUCGGAGGAGAAUGGGCCAUCUUGUGAGAUGCAAAGCAUCCAGGUGCGGGAGGGAGGGAGCUCGUAUUUUGUGCUGCAGCUCAUGUUUCAGCUCGUGACCGACUCAUUGUCCGGCUUGCUCUCCCCAGCUUAAGAGAGGCUCUCUGUCCAGGCCACACUCUGGGUCGUGCUCCCAUUUUCUGCUCUUGCUCGUGCUCCCAUUUUCAUGACCAGUCCAUACUCCGGCUCUUACUCUGGCUAAUAUGACCAGCUCAUUAUGUGGCUCGUGACUAGUUCAGGUUUGAACUGCACGCCAGCACAUGCUGUAACUUGUGCGCCAAGGCGGUGACCGGCUCAUGGUCUGUCUCAUUAAAUAGGAUCAUGCUCAGGGCACUUUGAUAGCCCAUGCCGUGGUCCAUGCUGUGGCUUAUGCUAUGGCCCUGCUGUGGCUCAUGCCGUUUCUUAUUCCGUGGCCCAUGCUGUGGCCCAUGCAAUUCCUGAUGCUGUGGCCAAUCCUGUGGCCCAUGCUGUGGCUCAUUCAGUUUCUGAUGCUAUGGCUCGUCUGGGCCGUGCGGUAUCUCGCACUUCCGGCUAUUGCCCUGGUUUGCGCUGGGGCCCGCGCCGACACGCGGUGUCGCCGUUAUGAGUGAGCAAUGCCAGUGGCCCCCGUGCCAACUGCGUUGGUGACUCGUGAAGAAGGAGGAGGGAUGUGGGCACGUGAGUGCAUUGCGCUCACCGUGCACCCUCGCCCAUUUUGUAACGCAGCAUCAAUGAAAAAUAAGAUAUUUAUGAUUUAAAAAAUGUAAGGGAAUGUAUUGGAAAAAAAUAUUAUUUGCAAAGUAGUGUAAUCUUUAUACAUUUUUGGGCUAGUGGCUUUGAAAUCCUGUAGCAAUUUCGUUCCAGAUGAGAUAUAACAAUAAUAAUUAACAUCGGGUCAUAAUGACCGUGUGCCAUCACUAUGCGACAUUAAUUAUAGUAUUAAAGUACUUUAUUCUAGUAUUGAAGGAGUAAAAUUUGUGAGUAUGUAAACUGUCGUACGUCUUGCACUUAACUGGAACCAAUGUGAAGCUGUAGAUCGGGCAGCUAGGGAGAAGGGAUGUGGGGGGGGGGCGCGGUGUGCCCUGGAGUUCGGCAGGGGGUUCGUAACACCGUGACCCCUGGGCAUGUGGCAGUGUUGUGCUGUUACCACUUUAAUUAUUUGAGGACACACAUUGCCAUUGAACACUGAACACUGACCGCGACAUUCAGCAUUAAACUUAGUGAAAAAUAAAGCAGGUAGAUCUGA